GUGAUAGACCGAGUUAUGUCAGCUAACUGCCUACACCUAAUCUCGCAGGACCAAUCUCUCCGACACCUUUGCUUGAGGCGGUAUUGAUGAUGAUGGGCUUUAGCUAAAUCUAACCAUCUACAUCCUCUGCUCUCAUUCUUUCUUUCUUUUUCCUCUCAUGUGUUUUUUUUCCCCUUAAUCGAAGUCUGCCUUUGCAAUUAUCUUUGGCUUUUGAUUGUAGUGUGGUAAUUGUAUCAAGUUUUUGAAGAUGGGUUCUAUUCAUUUUUACAGUUCUUCUCUCUGUUCCUCAUGCUUGCGAGGAUACACUGGGCUGCAUUGUAUGUAUCCAUUUACGUUAAAAGGGUACUUAACUAAUCUGGUCUCUAGUAACCCAGCUAGGAAAUUGAGCUAUAGAUCCAAAGGUGUUGAUAGACUUAGAGCCUCAGCGAUAUAUGGAGAAGAUGAUAUUCUCUCUUGUUCUGAGAACAGUAGAGUUUCAGCACAAGGUACCUUCGUUGGGAAAAGAUUGAACCAACCAUCUGGAAUUGAGUUACAACCUGAUGCAAUAGGUUUUGGAACACUUUCUGCUGAAAUAACUCCAACCACGAAUGCUUUCUUUCCUAAUGAUGAUGAGCAUGACCUGGAUCGUCCUACUGAUAGAUUUGCUUCCAUACCAGAGGCCAUUGAAGAUAUUCGUCAAGGCAAGUUAGUAAUUGUUGUUGACGAUGAAGACAGAGAAAAUGAGGGAGACCUAAUAAUGGCAGCAUCAAAAGCAACACCUGAAGCUAUGGCAUUUAUUGUGAAGCAUGGAACUGGAAUAGUAUGUGUAAGCAUGAAAGCUGAAGAUCUGGAGAGGCUGGAACUUCCUCUAAUGGUAACACAGAAGGAGAAUGAGGAAAAACUUUGCACUGCAUUCACUGUUUCUGUGGAUGCAAAACAUGGCACAACAACAGGUGUCUCAGCUCAUGACAGGGCAACAACAGUGUUGGCUCUUGCCUCUAGAGAUUCAAAACCUGAAGAUUUCAACCGCCCAGGUCAUAUUUUCCCACUUAAGUACAGAGAAGGAGGAGUUCUAAAAAGAGCUGGACAUACAGAAGCUUCUGUUGAUCUUGCAAUGCUAGCUGGAUUAGAGCCUGUUGCUGUUUUAUGUGAGAUUGUGGAUGAUGAUGGAUCUAUGGCAAGAUUACCAAGGCUCCGCCAAUUUGCACAAGCAGGAAACUUGAAAAUAAUCUCCAUAGCUGAUCUUAUCAGAUAUAGGAGGAAAAGAGAUAAACUGGUGGAGCUGUCUGCCGCUGCUCCAAUACCCACAAUGUGGGGACCAUUUAAAGCCUACUGUUAUAGGUCAUUUCUGGAUGGGAUAGAGCAUAUAGCAAUGGUUAAAGGUGAAAUAGGAGAUGGUAAAGAUAUUCUCGUGAGGGUGCAUUCUGAGUGCCUCACUGGUGACAUAUUUGGAUCAGCAAGAUGUGAUUGUGGAAAUCAGCUAGCCCUUGCAAUGAAGCAAAUUGAGGCAGCUGGCAGGGGUGUAUUGGUAUACCUCCGUGGACAUGAAGGUAGAGGAAUUGGUUUGGGUCACAAGCUUCGUGCUUACAUCCUGCAGGAUGAUGGACGUGACACAGUUGAGGCCAAUGAAGAGCUGGGUUUACCUGUUGAUUCUCGUGAAUAUGGCAUUGGUGCACAGAUACUAAGAGAUUUGGGCGUGCAUACAAUGAGGCUGAUGACAAAUAAUCCAGCAAAAUAUGUGGGGCUGAAAGGUUAUGGCCUGGCAAUUGCAGGCAGGGUCCCAUUGUUGACUCCAAUAACUAGGGAGAACAGGAGAUAUUUGGAGACUAAACGCGAAAAAAUGGGGCAUCUAUAUGGUUCAGAAUCAGAUUGUAAUGGCCAUGUAAAUGGUAUUAUCAGUGAAACUGAUGGUGCAUCCAAGGCAUAAUUGCCUCAAUCAGGUCUGCUGAUAUAUGGCUUGGAACUUCAACUAGGAAAAUUUUCAUAGAAAUCUACUUUCAGCUUUGCAUUCUCUGUUGGUAAAGAAAUUCCUGGAUGCUUUUUCUUUCUUACAAGAAAGUAGAGGAUGAUGUAUUUAUUUUAAACUUCAGUGCUGAAAAUGGUGAAUUUUGUUCAUGAACACCAGAUAUUAACAAUAACAAUAUAAUAUUGAUAGAUGUAUA
This is a messenger RNA of Manihot esculenta (cassava), 2141 nucleotides long. RefSeq names its product bifunctional riboflavin biosynthesis protein RIBA 1, chloroplastic. The transcript is spliced from 7 exons. The coding region runs from base 248 to 1906 and encodes 552 amino acids. Gene Ontology annotation, cellular component: chloroplast. Gene Ontology annotation, biological process: riboflavin biosynthetic process. NCBI's taxonomy places the organism in Eukaryota, Viridiplantae, Streptophyta, Magnoliopsida, Malpighiales, Euphorbiaceae. The record is from RefSeq and is a predicted model, not a curated record. Gene Ontology annotation, molecular function: 3,4-dihydroxy-2-butanone-4-phosphate synthase activity; GTP cyclohydrolase II activity.